UCAUAACAGACAUAACUACCGGAGGAAGAUAUAUAACGAUUUCCAAGCUUUUGAAAUAUCUAAAAUGGCACUCCCUCGUCUCUGUCCCAUUCUUUCUCCUCUCUCAUCAAAAUUUUAUUGCCUCAGAAGAUAUAAGCAUUGCUCGGCAACUUCGAAAGCCUUUGACUUUCUUCGUCUGCUAAAGCUCUGCAAGGCUAGCGAGGAUUUGAAACGUGUCUACUCUCUUCUUGUUGUACAUGGUCUCAAUGGCGACGAGCUUUUUCUGGGAGAGUUUUUCAGGUCUUGUUUUCACGUGGGUACUUCUCAUUUGGCUUUCUCUGUGUUUAGACGAAUCGAAAAGCCCAGACUUAGUUUUCAGAACUUGAUGAUCAGAUGCCUCUGCCAGUACGGCUUAUACGACGAUGUCUUGUCUCUCUAUCUCCAUUGUCGUUUCUUGGGUUGUUCUUUUGAUGAGUUCACGUUUCCAUCCGUAAUCAAGGCUUGUGCGGCUCUGGGUGCUAUCAGGACUGGAAAAGAGCUCCAUUGCUUUGUUUUGAGAACUGGGUUUGGAAAGAACCUUGUUAUUGAGACUGCUUUGGUUGAUUUUUAUGCGAAAUAUGGUCGUAUGAAGAGUGCACGUGAUAUGGUUGAUGGAAUGUCGAACCCAGAUUUGGUAUCCUGGAACGCAUUGAUCUCUGGUUAUUCGUUAAACGGACUUGAUAGGGAAGCUGUAGAGGUUUUCAGGGGGAUUUUUGGGGCGGGUUUGAAGCCAGAUUUGAGCACUUUGGCUAGUAUGAUUCCUGUUUGCACACGUCUUGGUUGGAUUGAAGUUGGUAAAUCUCUGCAUGGCUUUGCUGUGAAAUAUGGAUAUUUUAGCAAUGAUUUUCUGGUUCCUGCUCUCAUUUCAAUGUAUGCUGGUAACAUGGAUUCAUGUACUGCCAGAAACUUGUUUGACACUGUACUACAGAAAAAUAGUUCUGUUUGGAAUGCUAUUAUCUCUGCUUACACCCAAAUGGAAAUGCCAACGGCAGCCUUUGUCAUGUUCCGGUCAAUGCUUCGUGAUGACAAACAACCUAAUACAAUCACUUUCAUCUCUAUCAUUCCUUCAUGUGCAAAUCUGAGUAGCAUGUCAUUUGGCGAAUCUAUUCAUGCUUCGGCCAUUAGACAAGGGUCAGACAAUCAAGCUCCUAUAAUGGCAGCUCUUCUUUCAAUGUAUGCCAAGCUAGGUGAUAUCAAUUCAGCCAGUUAUAUAUUUCAUCAGAUGCCCAGUAGAAAUAGACUUUCAUGGAAUUGUAUGAUUUCUGGUUAUGUGUACAACGGACAAUGGGAAUCAAGUUUAGGCGCCUUCUGCGAAAUGCAAUUUGCAGGAUUCAAUCCAGAUGAAGUUUCCAUUGUCAGCAUUCUCUCCGCCUGCUCCAAACUAGAGGCUCUUCUGCUUGGUAAGUCUGUCCAUGCCUUUUAUUUAAGAAAGGGUUUUGAUUCAAACCUUAAUGUGUCAAAUGCACUGCUGGGAUUUUACACUGGUUGUCACAAGAUUUCCUCUUGUUUGAAUUUAUUCAAUGAAAUGCCUGUAAGAAAUGUCAUUUCAUGGAAUACUUUGAUAUCGAUUUGCAUACACAAUAAAGAAAUAGAAACAGCAGAUUUCGUUCUUCACCAAAUGCAAAAAGAGUGCCAAGAACUGGAUCCAGUGACCCUGAUAAGCAUACUCCCUAAUUUCAGUGAGAAGAAAAAUAUGAGACAAGGAAUGGCCAUUCAUUGCUAUGCUGUCAAAACUGGGUUUUUACGAGGCGUUUCUCUUGUUAAUUCACUUAUUACCAUGUACUGUAACUGUGGAGAUCUUGAUGCCGGGAAGUUGCUUUUCGAAUUCUUGCCUGAAAAGAGUUUGGUGUCUUGGAAUGCUAUGAUGACCGGCUUUCGUCACCACAGUUUACAUAAGGAGGUUAUGGUAUUAUUUGGCGAAAUGACAAGGGAUAGAAAGAAGCCAAAUCAUAUAACAUUGCUGAAUUUAUUGCCUGCCUGCUACAGCCGAUUGCAGGGUAAGUCUGUCCAUGCUUUUGCACUUAGAGCAGGAAUCAUUGUUGAAACCACCAUUGUUACAUCUCUAAUAAUCAUGUAUGCUAGAUUUAACGAUCUUAGAUUCUGUCUCCUACUGUUCCAAAUGGGAAAAAAAGAAGACAUUUCCCUGUGGAAUGCUAUCAUGUCUGUACAUGUACAAACAAAAAAUACUGAAAAGGUCAUCACCUUCUUCUUCGAUUUGCUUCAGUUGAGAUUGGAGCCUGACAAUCUAACCAUACUGAGCCUAAUUUCUGCCUGCGUUCAGCUAAAUAGCCUAAAGUUCACCAAGUCUGUUAACGCUUACUUGAUACGCAAGGGAAUUGAUAAAGAAGUGACUAUCAGCAAUGCCCUUGUGGAUUUGUAUGCAAGAUGUGGAAACAUUUCAGUUGCAAGAAAGAUAUUUGAUCGCUUGAAGGGAAAAGAUGAUAUUUCUUGGAGUGUGAUGAUCAAUGGGUAUGGAUUACAUGGUGACGGUAAAGCUGCACUUGAUCUUUUUACACAGAUGGAACUUUCAGGGAUAAAGCCUAAUGGGGUCACAUAUUCAACCAUUUUAUCAGCCUGCAGCCACUCUGGCCUAGCCGAGGAAGGCCGCAGGAUCUUCAACUCCAUGGCACGGGAUGGGAUAUCGCCUGGAGCAGAGCACUACGCUUGCUUGGUGGACCUCCUAGCUAGAACAGGUAACUUGGUGGAGGCUUAUGAGAUUGUUGAAGGGCUUCCUUUUACACCGUCCACAAGCACACUUGAGGCUCUUUUGGGUGGUUGCAGCAUCCAUGGAAAUGUUGAACUUGCAGAAAAAACUAGUAGGAAACUGUCUGAAUGGGACCCUGAAAACUCGACAUCUUAUGUAAUGCUCCACAAUAUCUAUGCAGCUAGUGGAAGGUGGAACGAUGCAGAGAAAGUGAGGUGUGAGAUUGGAAAAAGAAGAUUAAGAAAAAUACCUGGGUUUAGUCUUUUUCUAAAAGGUGAUUAGGAGGAGUUAAUCAAAAUGAUUCUUGUUUGGCAGUUUAGAUUAGAAAUAUGGCCAUGAUAGAGCGACAAAUAGUUUGUUCUUA
Humulus lupulus (European hop) is the source of this 3086-nucleotide messenger RNA. RefSeq names its product pentatricopeptide repeat-containing protein At5g39350-like. The transcript has a single exon. The record is from RefSeq and is a predicted model, not a curated record. Bases 65 to 3004 code for a protein of 979 amino acids. NCBI's taxonomy places the organism in Eukaryota, Viridiplantae, Streptophyta, Magnoliopsida, Rosales, Cannabaceae. Gene Ontology annotation, molecular function: protein binding; RNA binding. Gene Ontology annotation, biological process: RNA modification.